UGACUUGUUGUUGUUACAUGAUGAUGAAUUGAUUGAUGAUAGCCUUGAAAUUGAAACAAAUCGAUUCUUUUUAUUUUGUAUUUUUAUUAUAUUUUGGGGGUGUUGUUGUAUGUACCCAAACCCAAUGGUCGAAGGUGACGAUUAUUCUUUCAAAAGACCCGGAGCUGUGCCUUUUAAGUGGGAGGUCCGACCCGGUGUACCCAAAACCCAACCCGGUGAUGAUGAUCACCCUACUCUUCUUCUUCAACCUCCCAAAAGACUUGCUCCUCUCAGAUUAAAACCAUUCCCGCCGUCUGAAUCCAAAAGCCGGCCGGUUUCUCCAUUCGCUCCUCCGUCGUCUUUCAAGCUCAAAUCGCCGCCUUCAGAUUCCGACUCUCAAUGUUCAGGACCUCCGACUCCGUAUUUCCGAUCUUCUCCUCCUCGAGUCGGUGGGUGUUUCUAUCCCAAGUCAUUGUUUGGGUGGAAGAAGAGUAAGAGCAGUGAUAUUAAAAAGACCGGUCAGGAAUCGUCAUCAUCGUCAUCAUCGGAGUUUGAGAAUUUCUAUGAAACGGGAUCAACGUUUUCUCGGUCGGAAGAUUCAAGCCAGGGAUCGGUUUCUUCGAGAUGGGGUUCGCCGAAAUCGUCAUUCUCCUCUCGCCGUGGUUCGCCGCUGAAACGCACUGAUUCCGAUUGUAUGAGAAAAAAUCCAUUUUAAUGAUGGCUCGCUCAGUCUCUCGCCUCGGUUAGCCUUAAAUUUAUUUUAACUUCUUAGAAAAAAAAAAAAAGAAGAUUUUUAGAAUAAUUAUAAAUUUAAUAAAACGGAUUUGAGUUUUUCAUUCGGACAAGAACUAAUGUACAUUUAUAAACGGAACUGUCUGUAUUGUCCAAAAGG
Molecule: messenger RNA, 871 nt
Organism: Camelina sativa (false flax)
Lineage: Eukaryota; Viridiplantae; Streptophyta; Magnoliopsida; Brassicales; Brassicaceae
Source: RefSeq, a predicted model, not a curated record